GGACCGGUCACCCGUACGACCACACUAGCACCAGACGCGACAACGACCAUGGGUGGACCACGUUUCGACCAAAAGUACGAGAAGACAUUCACCACGCGUUUCCAUCAGAAUAAUUUGUAUGUACUAUACUGCUAUUGAAAGUUAUGAUACAGUGUUUACAGGAAUGUGAUUGUGCAGAAGAAAAACAGCCAUUAUAAAAUCCAAUCUGCUCCAACUGAGAAAUGCAUACAAUUAGGUUUAUAUAGAGGAUUAAUCAACAUGAUUGAAAUGCCUGAAUUCAAGUUAGGUGAGUCUGAUUAUAACACUGUUCAUGAGAAAUCACAUGAUGUUGAAAAAACUCCAACUUACUCUUAUCCAAAUUGGACAUUCAAGAUUUAUGGUUUCUUAGCAUAUGCUUAUCUCAGAUCCUUAUUUGAUAUAAACAAAUCUGAUUACUUAGAUUCAUUAUGUAAUCACCAACUGAUAAAAUUGCUCAAACCGGGUAUUAGUAGAUCAAAAUUUUACAUCACAGAGGAUCAAAAGUUUAUUAUUAAAACUAUUAAGAAAAGAGAACGUGAGUUAUUAAGAAAUAUGCUUAAACAUUACAUCAAUCAUUUAAAUUCAAAUCAGGGCUCUAUGCUGACUAAAUUUACGGGUCUUUAUGAGUAUAUACCCUCUUGUUUAAUAAAUAUCAUAUUAGUAAUUAUGAUUAAUUUAUUACCUUCAGACGUGGAAAUACACGAAAUGUAUGAUCUAAAAGGAUCGACAAACAAUAGAUAUGCUUUAUAUAAAGAAAAUAUGCCUACUUACAAAAAAAAUAACUUUAAMACAAGUUAUCCUGAAGGUAUAUUGUUGAUGCCAAAUACUCKAARUGAUCUUCUCAAAAUCAUCAAAAGUGAUUGUGAUUUUCUAAAARAAUAUAAUAUAAARSAUUACAGUCUUUUAAUAGGCAUUCACUAUAUCGAUCAAGUUCAAGAACCAGACACUUCUUUAAAUAAAGCAGCUAUAGCCAGGUGGGAACGUUUGAUGAAUAAUUCAAUAGGAAUGGAUAGUAUUCAAGAUACUACUAAAACUUUGCCAAAAGAAAAUUUUGAUUCAUUAAUAGGUAGUAUACCUGCUCUAGGUGAUAAUAAUGAACGAUUAUUGCUAUUUGUUGGAAUUAUUGACGUAUUUCAAAAGUACAGAAUAUCGAGAAAAGUAGAACAUUUAUACAAAAUACAACCCAUUAAUAUUUGUGUACGACCUCCCAAAAAUGAUGCCACUGGAUUUUACGAUUUUUUGUCCACAUCUGUGUUUAAGCCACUUUCUUCUGAAGAAUUGAAGAACUAUCCAAGCAACAUAAAGGUUCCACAGCAAUGACGAUAAAAUGAUUACGUGAUAAAUAAUAAGAGCACAAUCUAAAUCUAUGCAAUAAAAGAAUUAAUAAUAUCGUAUAAUAUUUUUAAUUUCAUGGAGAAUGGAGUUAGCUUUAAAUAUUUUUAUAAAAUUUUCAUAUUCCACUGUAAACAGUGGUUUCAUACCAAGAAUAAUGUAAUGCAAAAUGUUUUCGUCUAAUUUUUUUUGUUUAUGAUAGACCGAUCAGUACUUUUAUAUUCAGUUAGUUUCCUUUGUUUUAUUGGAAUUUGAGAAUUAUCAUUUGAUGUAGGUACUAGCUCUUUUACGUACUCCARCUUUUAAAUAUGCAUCCUAUGCUUCCAAUUCUGACGUAUUAUGCUAUCUCUAAAAAAAU
Molecule: messenger RNA, 1708 nt
Organism: Diuraphis noxia (Russian wheat aphid)
Lineage: Eukaryota; Metazoa; Arthropoda; Insecta; Hemiptera; Aphididae
Product: phosphatidylinositol 4-phosphate 5-kinase type-1 gamma-like
Biological process (GO): phosphatidylinositol phosphate biosynthetic process
Cellular component (GO): plasma membrane
Molecular function (GO): 1-phosphatidylinositol-4-phosphate 5-kinase activity
Source: RefSeq, a predicted model, not a curated record